AUGCGUGCUAUCAGGAAUUGUUUUUGCUUGAAGAAACGCAAACCUGGGUUUGAAGAGCCUUCCAUUCUUGCUGCUGAAACACAUUUUACUGUGAAUGAAGUAGAAGCUCUACAUGAUCUGUUCAAGAAGUUAAGUAGCUCCGUAAUCGAUGAUGGUCUGAUUCACAAGGAGGAAUUUCAGCUUGCAUUAUUUAAUAACAGCAAUAAGAAGAAUUUAUUUCUAGAUAGAUUAUUUGAUUUGUUCGACAUUAAACGUAAUGGCGUUAUUGAGUUUGGAGAGUUCGUUCGCUCUUUAAACGUCUUCCACCCCAGAGCUCCAGAAGCAGAUAAAAUUGCAUACUUGUUUAGAUUGUAUGACCUACAACAAACUGGCUUCAUUGCGCGUGAUGAGUUGAAGGAGAUGGUAUUGGCUCUGCUUAGUGAAUCAGAUCUGUCACUUUCCAAUGAUGCGGUGGAAUCGAUUGUGGAUAAGACAAUGAUGGAAGCAGAUUUAAAAGGAGAUGGGAAGAUCGAUGAAGAAGAAUGGAAGGAAUUCGUGACGAAUAAUCCAUCUAUCUUAAAGAACAUGACACUUCCAUAUUUGAAGGAAUUGACUAUCUCAUUUCCCAGUUUCAUACUGAACACUGAUGUAAAGGAUUUGGAGUAACCGAUGAAGACAGUAGGCUUGCUCGAGUUUUCUUUUCAACA
Messenger RNA from Hibiscus syriacus, 686 nucleotides. Its product is annotated as calcineurin B-like protein 7. The record is from RefSeq and is a predicted model, not a curated record. The coding region runs from base 1 to 645 and encodes 214 amino acids. Gene Ontology annotation, molecular function: kinase binding; calcium ion binding. Gene Ontology annotation, biological process: calcium-mediated signaling. NCBI's taxonomy places the organism in Eukaryota, Viridiplantae, Streptophyta, Magnoliopsida, Malvales, Malvaceae. The transcript is spliced from 8 exons.